Messenger RNA from Centropristis striata (black sea bass), 3113 nucleotides. It is a transcript of the gene depdc4, whose product is annotated as DEP domain containing 4. The record is from RefSeq and is a predicted model, not a curated record. Gene Ontology annotation, biological process: intracellular signal transduction. The transcript is spliced from 9 exons. Lineage: Eukaryota; Metazoa; Chordata; Actinopteri; Perciformes; Serranidae. The coding region runs from base 25 to 1665 and encodes 546 amino acids.
UUUACGUCACACGGAGAGCUCACGAUGGCGGUUGAUUUGACUCCUCGUUUCAGAAGGUUGAACAGCCAAACAAGAAGUUUUCGCGAAAACAUACAGCAUGGUUUCUCGGGGCCCUUCGGUGCCACCCAGCUGUGGCACAACAUCAUCCAGGCCCUGCAAACUCAGGUUGAGGUGCGCCGCUGCAGAAGGCAUCUGCGUGUUCAUGCUGAAUGUUUCACGGGAUCAGACGCUGUGGAUGCCGUCCUCAGCUAUUUGAUGCAGAAUGUGGUGUUCUGCACAAGUGAAGUGUCUCGCCUCAAAGCUGCUCGGCUCUGCCAGGCUCUGAUGGAGGCGAAGGUGUUCGAACCGGUGGGUACGAAGCUGUUUCGCAGAGACAAAGAAGUGACCUUUGAGGACAGCAGCUGCAGCCUUUACCGUUUCCUUGAAUAUAAAGUGUUGCCCAGUUUGAAGGAGUGCAAUAGUGACACAGAAAAUAUGCCACCAGAGGAACCCGGGCUCAAGAGGAAGAAGAGCUCCAGGCUGAAUGAACUGAGGACCAUCUCUAACCCUCUGGCUGUGGGAGCGUCAGACAGCAGGGUGGAGAGGCUGCUGAGAACCAUCAACCUGAAACCAACUUCAUCUACAGCUUUAAACACAACUCACAAUACUUCGACUUUUCUGUCCAAAGCUUUGGUGGAUGAGGUGUGGAAGCAGCAGACCCUGCUGCAGCUGCUGCAGAUAGUAGAGUUGCCCAUUCUGGACUGCAUCCUGACGUCUCCUGCCAGGGUUCAGCUCCAGGCCUGCAGAGCUCCUCUGGCCACCCAGGACCUGGUUAUCUCUAACACGUGCCUGGAGAGAGAGCUGCCCGACUCCCUUAAUCUGCCCCAGUUGGAUGGGUGGCUAUCAGCAGCAGCAGACUGCUUGGAGCUCUUUCCUGACCAGCUGAUCGUGGUUGCAGGGGAACAGCUCAGCCAAAAAGGUGGCGACGCCUUUUCAGAAGAUGACCAUGCAGAGCAGAUGGCGAGCCAAAAGAGACUUCUCUUUGACACCAUCGGCAAGUACUACAGUGGUCAGGAAAAAGCUCCACUUCUCUCAGGACGCCACCUGGAUAUACAUGCUGCCAUUCUCAAUUUGCUGGAUGAAGAGAAAGUGCAGGAUGCCAUCAAAGCAUCUCAGUUGUGUCUUCGACUGCUGGAGACGAGCGUGAGAGAUGAACUGAGGAGACUUCUGGCCUUUAUGGCUACAGCAGCUAACCCUGAUGCUUGCCGUCUCCAGAAACAGAUUGAUAACAGGGCCUUGGUGUGCCGCACUUUUCAAAGAGCAGUUGUCCAGAAUCAAGAACUGACUCGACCCCAAAGUGAAACCCUGGUGCUGUUUCUCAUGGACAACUGCACUGAGCUCUUCAAGACCCCUACUUCCCUUAUUGAAGCUGUGAGGAGAACACUGAGGACCAUGCAGCUGGGACAAGACCCUGACUCCGUUGCCACGUUCACCUUCUGCCAGCAGGUGACGCCACAGGAGUACGAGGACCAGCGGGAGGCUACCACCCUGGAGAGCCUCAAACAGCUUCUUCAUGACAUUAACUCGUGCAGAACCAUAGCUGUGAAAGAGAAGAGGAGGCUGCUGAAAGAGUUUGAAAAACACCACCCCGUGGUCUUCCUCCAGCAUUUAUCCAGCACCUUCUGAAACACACGACUGAAGGCUUUUACAGCGCUUACACUGAAGAACGAUGAUAAUAUAAUGCACAUCAGGGGUCUAAUUAAUCAUGCUGUGUUAGGGAUUGACACAUUAGGUGACUAUCAGUGUAGAUUUUCUAAUAAUUAAUACAAAUGGUGCUAUGACAGCACGGCUGUAGCUUCCCUAAACUUCUUUAAUUCACAAGAGGCCUACGGUAGUUGAGGUUAUAGAUGUAUUAUUAUGACUAUUAAAUAAGGCUCAAUUAGUUGUGAAUGGCUUUGCACUAGCUUAUAAACAAUGAAAUAACAGCUAAUCUAUGAUAUCAGGUGCCUAAAUGUGUGCUCGUGAAUUGUGGAAGUAAGGAGAACACAGAAAAAUUAAAUAUAAUAAUAUUUUUGACCAAAUAUGUCAAUAGCGAUAUUGUGACGAUGUAGUUUUGACUAUUGUUGCCUUGACAAAAUAUUCACACAAUGAGAUUUUUGAUGAUUUAAUCAUCAGUAAUGUGGAUAUAAUGACUAAGUGAGUAAAAGCAAGUAAUAGAAGAGCUAAAACAAUCUGGUUAGUUCAGAAAAUGACAUCGUUUUACUGUAAUGAAGCCUUUAAAACCAAGAAAAGACCACACGACUAGAUUGUCAUAUUACUGUAGAACACAGUUUAUUCAAAGUAAAAAAAAAAGAGAAACUUAAAAGGGAUUUCUGAGUUUGAUCGGGCAGUUACCAAGCAGUUUUAGGCUGCAGUUGAUGAACAGCUUGUGUGCUAAAUAAUGGUAUUGAUAUUUUAUUUGGAUUAAAUAAUGUGAGAGCUAUUUACGUUUGGAACUGGAAGUGUGGUUUGCAGAAGUUAUGCUAUGCACUUUGAUCAGGCUUUAAUAUUUCUACAUGUUAAAUGAAGAAGAACAAUAUUUUGGCAGCCAUUUUUUUGUUUUUUAAUUGUACUGUAGCAUGCUGUAGUGUGGUUGAGGGAAAUACUGGUUAAUACAACACUAAUGUAGCUGAAUGAAGUUUAAUACUCACUUGUUUUUUGUUAGAGAUGAAGACAGCAUUUUCUGUGAUGAUUUUAAAAUGAAUAUGAAAUUAAGAAAGAUAAUGUGUUAGGGUAGACACAGCUCAGGCUCAGGUUAAUAUAAUGUUUUAAUUAUCAGGUGUCUUUUAAUUGUAUCUUUUUAGGAUUUUACUUGAAAGGUGGACAUUAUUCUCCAUGUAAUUAAUAAUGACUUGAUAUUAUUUUAGGCUACUAAUUUAAUUUUUGGUUUUAAGCAUUAUGCCUCUGUUGGAUUUUAUUCUUUUAAUUCUUGAAGCCAUGGUCAUCCAUAAGUGAUUUACAGUCAAAUCACAUUACAGUCAGCAUCUUUUGUUACACUGAAAUCAUGAUAGAUUGCACUUUAUGAUGCUGAAACGUGCUUUACUUUCUGUUGGAAUAACACUUCUAAUAAAAGUUUAAUUAAUGUUUUCUCAAUC